This is a messenger RNA of Histoplasma capsulatum G186AR, 700 nucleotides long. Its product is annotated as DUF788 domain-containing protein. Gene Ontology annotation, biological process: vacuolar protein processing. The transcript has 2 exons. The record is from RefSeq and is a predicted model, not a curated record. Gene Ontology annotation, cellular component: intracellular membrane-bounded organelle. The coding region runs from base 38 to 583 and encodes 181 amino acids. Lineage: Eukaryota; Fungi; Ascomycota; Eurotiomycetes; Onygenales; Ajellomycetaceae.
AUUAUAUAGCCCGAUCGCGGGCAGUACCACCAAUAAAAUGGCACAGAAAGCCGCCAAAACUCUCGCAACCCGCAACACCAGCCUCCUCAACCGCACACACCUAACAACCCUAUCCCUCCACCUCAUCUACUUGCUCCUCCACUUCCUCUUCAACCGCCCCCGCUCCCUAACCCUCUACCUCAUUUUCACAACCCCAACCCUCGCCAUAGAAUUCUACCUCGAGCGCCUGGGUCGCCCGCGCUAUAAAACUCCUGGUGCUGGGGCCGGCGGCGGAUCCACCCUUCGCUCUGCUGGCGAAGACCUAGACGCACCUGGUCUCACAGAGUAUUUUUGGGAUGUAAUGUAUUGGACGUGGGGGUGUAUGGGGGCUGUGUGUGUCUUUGGUGACCGCGCGUGGUGGUUGUGGGUGAUUGUACCGUUGUACUCAGCGUGGUUGCUCUAUUCGACAUUUGCUGGCCUUAAAGGGGGUAUGGCGGGCAUGGCGGGGUUGGGGGAGGGUGCUACGGGUGGCGAAGGCACGGAGAGCAAGAGACAGAAGAAGAUGGAGAAGAGGGGAGGGGCGCAGAGGGUUAGGUAUCGGUGAUGGCGUUUUGGACGGGUGUUUGGUCCUUAAGACAUAUACGGCUACGGGUCGGGGAUUUUGCGUGCUUUUUUUCGCUUUUCUUUAUUUAGAUUGUCCAAAACCAAAAGCGCGGCCGCU